This is a messenger RNA of Fulvia fulva, 894 nucleotides long. RefSeq lists its product as uncharacterized. The transcript has a single exon. Bases 1 to 894 code for a protein of 297 amino acids. NCBI's taxonomy places the organism in Eukaryota, Fungi, Ascomycota, Dothideomycetes, Mycosphaerellales, Mycosphaerellaceae. The record is from RefSeq and is a predicted model, not a curated record.
AUGCUUGAGGAGAAACCAAGCAGAGCCUCCACUCCAGCACGAGACACCCAUACAGCGCCGAAGGAGCCGUCGGGUCCUUUUGUGCAAGUCUCUGGCUGGACGCCAUGCAACGGCGCUGAGUAUUUGAGAGCGAAGAAGAUAGAGCAGGUGCAGGAAGAGCAGGAAGAGCGGCAAGACCAGCAGGACUCGCCCACACGCGAAUUCAUUACGCCCGCUGAUCAAGACGCCACACCCACGCGCAAGGACACCGCACCCACCAGAAUCCGCUACACCCCAAACAAUGUGCCGCGAGAUCACCAAGCCCUCUUCUCGGGCGACAUCAAGUACCUGCACCACGAUGCUCUCUUCCGCCUAGCUAAGCACUGGACCAUGACACAGGUCGCAGAGCACGUCAACGCUGCUCACGGCGCCGAAGUUGUCAACCAAAAGAAACUCUCAAAUCGACUUUCAAAGGACAUCGGGAUCAUGGCGGAGCGCGACGGCAAGCCCAGAGACGCACUCCUGCAAGAGUUACGGACUGCUCAGAGAGCCAAUGGCGUGCCAAUCAAUGGCAGGUGGUCAACCUCAUCUAGCACCUCGUCCAAGAAGCGCAGCGGUAGCCCAAAGCGGAAACAACGCACCAACCCUGAUUUCAUCCCCGGGCUUGCAGACCGCGAUGGAGACAUUGACAUGGCGCAGGAAGAUCGCUCGUCUAGCCCGACUCGUGCGUCUGAGUUCGGAGAAGAGCAUACUGAGGAGCAAGAAGUAGAGGACGCCGAUGAUGAGGGAGCAAGCGAAGAUGAUGAGAACGACGAGUCCGACAAUGAAGCCACCACGAAGGUGAUACAACCUCCUUCCAUCUUUGCGAGAAUGAUGGCUGACCGCAAAGCAGCCAAAAGCAACAGUCCUCGGUAA